AUGGAGCAAUUUUGCUCAAACACCGCCAGUGGACACCGCGCCCCAGGCACUCGAGCUCAGCCGUGCAUUCGUGACCAGAAGUCUUCCAAGCGCAUUCAAGCCAAGGGUACUGCCAUCCCGAAAGUGAAGGACAUCGACAUCCAUGCUUGGGCUAAGCAGUUCCGUUCUGCUCUUCCGAAGGGCGAGUUGGUAUCCAUCUACAUCGGUGAUGCCAUCGCUGCUCACAUUCACAAGCCUCUGUUAAAGGUGACUUCUACCAAGUUCGACAACUUGUACCAGAAUGGUGCUUUCAAGCUCCCUGCUGGUACGGACGAGCGAGUCCUCGAUCGCCUGAUCGGAUAUCUUGGCUACGUCUGCGGCACCUCCAAGAAGCCGCAGCCAAUGUCUACCAACAUGCUGAUGUUCGAUGUGCUGAGCAUCUCCACUGCCGGUAGCUUACUGGGCAUGGACAAGUACACCAGCCAUGUUUACAAGAAGUCCGAGGCGAUUCCUCGUAUUGAUCCUCCUCUUUACGAACACAUCAACGCCAUCAUUUCAGUUCACGAAGAGCACGCCCGUCUCCAUAGAAUUGUUGUCCAGAAUCUUGCUUUUCGUGUGCGGGGGGCGACUACUCCCGACCCUGAGGACUUUCAGAAGUACUUGUUGGACCACUCUGAGCUCGCUGUUGCGAUUGACGCAACCAACGAUCCGAUGCGGAACAUCGUGGUGCGCAAGGAAAUAUGUCAGCGCAACAUUGCUCUUUGGGCUGAUAAGAACGCUAAACUUCAAGCUCUUGCGCAGUCUUGCGCUGGGAAAUCAUGUGGCCCAGUCGAAAAGCGCAAGAAUUUCUCUGCUGACGAGCGUGCCCAUUGGAUCAGCGUCCAUAGGAAGCAGCCUCCUCAGGGCUGUUAA
Messenger RNA from Parastagonospora nodorum SN15, 891 nucleotides. RefSeq lists its product as hypothetical. The record is from RefSeq and is a predicted model, not a curated record. Bases 1 to 891 code for a protein of 296 amino acids. Lineage: Eukaryota; Fungi; Ascomycota; Dothideomycetes; Pleosporales; Phaeosphaeriaceae. The transcript has 3 exons.